This is a messenger RNA of Trametes versicolor FP-101664 SS1, 2377 nucleotides long. RefSeq lists its product as uncharacterized. Gene Ontology annotation, cellular component: centrosome; kinesin complex; kinetochore. The coding region runs from base 94 to 2115 and encodes 673 amino acids. Gene Ontology annotation, biological process: centrosome localization; establishment of mitotic spindle orientation; microtubule nucleation. Lineage: Eukaryota; Fungi; Basidiomycota; Agaricomycetes; Polyporales; Polyporaceae. The transcript has 4 exons. Gene Ontology annotation, molecular function: microtubule binding. The record is from RefSeq and is a predicted model, not a curated record.
GCACUGGUUCUGGUCUCCCCUUGGUUCCCGCCUCCUGGCUUUCCUCGAGGCUCCUGGCUUUCUGUCUUUGCCUGUACAUAACCGUCUUACGUUAUGACUGCUGUUCUGCAAGCCACGGACAUCCUGCGCAAGGACAGAAUGGGUUCCAUGGACGACAACUCUAUCAAUUUCUCCUCCCCGGGGGCGGACUGGAAGUCAAAGUAUCUCGAGGUGGCCGAUAUGCUGGCAGAAACGCGCGCCGAACUCGACGACUUCCACCACUCAAGCAAGGAGCUAGAGGAGGAACUCGAACGCGAGCUGGAGCGGACCGAGAAGGCUCAACAGGAGCUCAAAGUCAAGGUAGCUAGGGCGGAACAGGAGAGGGACGAUUGGAAGACCAAGUUUAUGUCUCUCCAAACGACGCACAACACCACGACAACCUCCCUUCAACGCGAAUUGGACAAGCUACGGCAAGACUACCAGAAGAUCAAGGUGCAGCUACGAGAGCUAGAGAUGGGCAACGACGACUUGGAGCGGAGUGAACGGGCGAUAUCGUCCAGUUUGGCCGAUAUGGAGCAGAAGUAUGCGCGGGUGCUGGAGGAGAAGAUCCUCCUGGAGCACGAGUUACUGGACAAGGCCAAUAUGGAGGAGGAAGGUCAACGAGUGAAGGACGAGCUGAGAGAUGCCAACGAAGAAAUUGCGAUUCUGAAAGACCAAUUGGCUGCCGCCCAGCAGCGUGCCAACAGCAUCUCAACGACCUCCGUGAAUUCCUCGACGCCAUCGUCACUACCCAACGCCACACCAUCGUUAUCGGACGAGGACCUUCUCAGCGUCCCAACUCCCCCAGAUCUCUGCCUCGCAGAUCUCACUCCCCCACCAGAAACACCCGCCAAGGAUUUCCCCACCCCGAUCUCCAUCGUUUCGCCCCGCCCAACCAAGGGUGCCAACCCCUCUACGCCCACAUCCAUGCUCCAACGUGCCGGUUUCCAACCACCACGCGCCAACGUCUCCACUCCUCAGGGCGGCAUGUCUGCUAUCGCGCGAUCUAAUACUCUGCCUGGUCUCUCCCCCUCUCGCUUGCCUCCCCCUCGAACUCCCGUCCCGAGACCUGCCGCUCUUCGUGCUACUACGACCCUGAACUCGAGCAUUGCGGGUACCGCCGGCGGUGUCCCUUCCACAGCAUCUAGGAGUCGAGGCGUGCAAAUGGUAUCGGAGAUGAGGGCUCGUGUGAGGGUCCUCGAACAGAAGAUUCACACCCGUGUUCCGCGGUUGCGUAUGGGCAGCGUCACUAGUCGAACGUCGGCAAACGCAAUGCCGCCUCCCCCUGUUCCUACGAAAGCUUCUUCUUCAUCAGCUUCACCAGUCCCAUCGACUUCCUCUUCCCGCGCAUCGCACGACGAUCGUCUUAGCCCCGCCGUCGCAAAGUCGCGGCGGCAGAGCAUCGACUCAGAUGGCGACUUCAAACGAACCCCGGGCGCGGACACGUCUGGAUGGGUGCUCAUCAUGGAGGACUCGCCGUCACCGGUGAAGGACAAGGAGAAGGAGCGGCGGCGGACUUCGAGCCCCACUGCCCCUACUGCAUUUCGCGCUGUAUCAUCCAGCUCGUUGGAGUCACCAUCAUCAACGGGGAGCAACAGUCGGACUACCAGCGCUCUGUCUCAAAGUGUCAUGCCCACUGGGCUUCGGCGUCCGCAGUCGCGGCUAUCGGUCUCGACGGAGGGGCGGAGCAGUGUCAGCACCAACGCAACUACAAGCACUACCAGCUCUAUCCCUACCCCUUCGUCGCGACCAUCGACGCCUACAUUCCUUCCGGUGCCCUCUGCGAGUAUCUAUGGCGGAGCAGGUUUGAAGCGUUCGACGGGCCCCGGAUCGGGCGCAUACAGUCAACCAAAGCGCUCGUCCCUCGGUGCCAGCACUAUCCGAUCUCCCGUCCUAGACUCUCCGAGCUACAGCACCCAUUCCAAUGUCACUAUCCGAGCGCCGAAGCUACCACCACCUUCGGCACUCGCCCAGAGCCGUAUCGGGAAGCCCUCGGUGUCAGGACGGCGAAGCGGAGGAAGCGAUACAGAGGGACUCCCACCCGCGAAGGCGCGACCGCGAUCGGGGAGUACCAACAUGCUGUACGGCCGGAACUGAAGGCUUGUCCGUUUCGCUGCCGUGUUAUCCUCCAUGCUCUCCUCCUGCACCUCCUCCCCGUGCACUCUCUUACUUUUCUAUCCAUAUCGUGCUAUCCCUUGGUCUUGUUCCUUGCGAUGAUUAUAUGUUUCCCUCUGCCAUCUCACCCGUACAUACAUAAUCUCCUCCCCUCCCUCCUUACCGCGAUUACGAACUGACGAUACAGCAACUGCAGUAGCGGGCCCGGUGGCCGGGUCCCCCCAUAGCUGCACCCCACGUCUCA